Messenger RNA from Malaya genurostris, 10648 nucleotides. RefSeq names its product potassium channel subfamily T member 1 (gene SLO2). Gene Ontology annotation, cellular component: membrane. The record is from RefSeq and is a predicted model, not a curated record. Gene Ontology annotation, molecular function: intracellular sodium-activated potassium channel activity. The transcript has 30 exons. The coding region runs from base 3024 to 7973 and encodes 1649 amino acids. Lineage: Eukaryota; Metazoa; Arthropoda; Insecta; Diptera; Culicidae. Gene Ontology annotation, biological process: potassium ion transport.
AGCCCUUCUUAAAACAAAAUGCAGAAUCAGAAAUGCCAUUCAUACAGAUUUAUCUGUAUUGUAUAGAUUUUUGCGUUCGCGUUCGUUAAAUCAGAUUACAGAUUUUCUAAAUUUAAUACAGAUUUGUAAAGGUUCAUAAAAAGUGAAAAAAAAAACGUUAGACUUUUCUCUCUGAGUAUCUAUUAGUAUUUGAUUGCAGUACUUUAAAAGUUUAUUAAUCAACGGACAAAUCACAUGUUUUAAAAUGGAAAUCCUUUGUGCAAAUGUUUGAUGAAUUUGAUUCAUUUUAUUAGUGAAUACAGAUAGAGCAGAUAUAUAUUUUCUAUGAAAAUAUCUGGCAUCUCUGUGCACAGCCGAUGAAACACACACAUUUAACAGUGUUAUGGUGACGUAUAGCGGAAAGAAACCAGUGCUACUAGAUUUGCCAAAAUGGUUAUUUGAUUAGUAUUUAACACGCUCUAUUUGGUAAUAUUAGAAUCCGAAACAGUUUUAUUUAUAUAUAAAUAUCAAUGAUAUAAUUAAACUAAUGUCACGGAUACCAAAAAAUACUUAUUGAUGAUAAUUUAAAGAAGAAAACAUUUAACAUUAUGAGAAAACUUUGCUAGAUGAAAACAAAGCGCAAUCAAGUGAAUUAAGUGCAAAUUUUCAUCUCAUAUUUUUCAUUGCUUUUAUUGCUUAUCAGGUAAUUUCUGAAGUCUUUAAUCGUUGAAUAAACAAGUGGAAAGUAAACAUUACGAACUAUAAAGUCAUCCAACAUUGAAUAGUGGUGUAAUUGCGUGAAAUAGUGAUCAUGUUUUGAGACGAAUCGAUUAGUAAAUAUUCAGAAACAUGAUGAAUUGUAAAUCUUCAGACGAAAGUGAUUCCUAAAUCAAAAAGUGAGUUUAUUUUAAAUGAAAAAAAGCGAUCGUUGGAGGUUUUUUAACUAUUUUUUUCAAUUGGAAAGUGUGGCAAAACCUAGAAUGAAUGUUUUAAAACGUUCCACAGUUUUGUUCAGGUACGUUUAAAGAUAUGACUAAUGUUCAAAGUUACGAGGUGAAGGAAUGAGAUGGAAAUUGGAGCUGAGAUGAAAUAGGGAUCCCUUAGAAAACAUUAGGUUUUAUUUAAAUUUCAAAUCCGCAAGCUCUUAAAAAAAAGCACCAAUUCUAUCUUAUGGCGUGUAAUUUUAUUUAAGUUAGCCAAACCCAUUUUCUCGGCUAAUAAGAGCAGUAUAAACUUACAAUCGCCAGGAAAUCAUUACACGGUAUUGCUUGGUAAUUAUUUAGUUUAGUAAUGACAAUAAAUCUUCUCCUAUGUCUACUUCUCUGCUUUUGAUUUUUUUUUCUGCGCUUGAAGUUUGUUCAACACUCUCGUACAAUAUAGGAAAUGUAGUUCCACGUUUAAAUAAGCGAGAAACAAAAAAAACUGCACUUUAUUGUAUUUCAUCAGCAGAUGCAGAAGGGAUCCUCUCUCUCUCUCUCUCGCUCCGGUUCAUAAACGAUUCAACUGAGCUUUCCCUCUCUCGCACUCUCUCUCUCUCGUGGUUAAAGCUUUCGACAGUUACUUACACCAUCAGAAGCAUCAGCUUUCGGUUUUGGGAGAGUGAUCAGCUGUGUGUGAGGACAACAACAACCGGACCGCCGCACCGGACCGAAAAAGAUAACCAAAAUAUUGCUCCGGUAGUUUUCUCUCUCGGAAUGCUCGCACUGUCCCGCAUCUACUCUCUGGCUUCGACGGUGGACUUCCCAUCCGUGUUUUGAAAAUUUUCCGGAGCUUCCCGCGCGCUCGACUUGGACUUGGACCAACGAACGUACGAACGAUGGAACGAUUGACAGAACCGGCAGCAAGGAAUUCAGUUGUAAUCUUUACGCGGCCGUGUAAGCAAGUUUUUUCCAUCUUUCCACGCGUCGUCAGUCGCGACAGUAGUUCAAAACUACUCGGGGAUCGUCGCGCACCGGUACGGAAACUGGGAACUAGUGUGGAAGGACCUUCCGAGCGACAUAAUUAGAGCCGUUGAGUACCUUCACGUACCUGUGGGCGGCAGCAGUGCGAGGACAUUGUAAAAUUUUGCGACUGUGGAUGCUGUGCUGAGGAGUGCUUUCCGAACCACGAGUGCCCGAAACAAAAACAAAAAAAAGACGACGAAGAUGGAGAAGUGAAUGUUAAUAAUUUGGUUUUAUUGAUCGGUGACGAGAAUAGAAAGGGAAAGUGGAUGUUUGUAAUCGACACAAAUAAAAUGUUCGUUCAUUCCCUAAAUAGAUUAAGGUGUAGUCGUAAAAAGUUAAACUAGCGUUUCACACGGAAAAUGUUAACAAUCCACAGCCACUGAGCUGUGCUUUGGAGGAAAGCCUUAAUCGUAGUAGUAGUAGCCGUUCUGACUGGAUUAAUAGAACCCCCCCUCGCUUUAAACGGAUACGUGUUUCAAAUCUUAUGAGAAAACAGGACCAAAGUUCCCAACCGGAUGUGACGGUGUGAUUCCCAUGGUUUAUAUUAGCACAUAUCGAGUAAUUCUAGCGCACCGUGUAUUCGUGUGGUGUUGCGCCAUUAGCCAGCUUUGAAAAGAGAGCCGAGCAAAUAGUGACCAAAAUAGGAAAGUGUUAUCCUGAUUGCUUAGUGAAAAGUCUGUUUACGUUUGCCUUUCUAGUCAGUAGAGUUUUAAAUUGAAUCUGGUUCUGCCGUAGAAGCAAGAAAAAAAAAACGUCAUCCUGAAAAGUAAACGAAAAGUCAAUUAUUUGAGCCCGCAAAGGACUGAUAGAGUUUCUUUAGAUACGUACUAGAAGGCUAAGGAACAAAUAUUUACCAAUUCAUUGUAAUCCAACAACCGCGUGUUUUUGUGUGAGUGUUCGUUGCAAGAAGGCAUGCCCGAAAUGGACCAACUUUCGAGCGGCAUUAUCAUCGAUAACAGGAACAUCACCAACAACAAUAACAAUACGACGCUAACGGUAACGGUAAUGUUCCGUGCGGUUUAAGUCUGAAAAGUGUUCGCCACAGUUCGGCAAAGUUUGAUUAGCUUUUUGGAUUCUCAACAACCGGAUCAACAGACCAGUAUGUCGCUAUUCUUCUUCCGGCUGCACAACCUUCAGCGCGAAGAGGCCAACAAAAAGCGCAAGAAGGCCCAACAGCAGCAACAGCAGCGCCAGCGACAGCGUCGUGGAGCGAAGGUCUUCCGUGGGGCGUCCUGCAAUUCCGGCAUCAGCCAUCUCACGCUCGGACCGUCGCGGCUCUACGAGAAGACGCCGAUGAGUCCGUCGGACAGUUUGGACGAAAUCGCGCUCCAGAUCCCAAGAGUACGGGUAGAAUACUAUGUAAAUGAAAACACAUUCAAAGAAAGACUGCAACUAUAUUUUAUAAAAAAUCAAAGAUCAAGUUUAAGAAUACGAAUAGCUAAUUUACUGUUUAAGUUACUAACUUGCAUUUUGUACAUAUUUCGAGUAGUUUCGGACUUAGAUCCAACGUUCGCUACGUGCCACGGUUGUCGGGUUUCGAACAAGACGGAAUUUUUGGACUCGGCCAAACUGACGGAGGAAGAGUUCCAGGAGAAUCCGAUCAUCAACUGGGACGCGAUCCUGUGGGUGAACCGAUCGACGGAGCUUUGGGCAGUGCAGCUGGUUCUGGCACUGAUCUCGCUCACGGAGGCCAUGCUGAUUGCCUACCUCGGGUACAAGGGAAACAUAUGGCAACAAAUCCUAUCAUUCCAUUUUAUACUGGAGCUGGUAACGACGGUACCAUUCACAAUCACGAUUUUAUGGCCUCCGUUCAGGAAUUUGUUCAUUCCAGUGUUCCUCAACUGCUGGCUGGCCAAGCGUUCCCUGGAAAAUAUGUUCAACGACUUGCACCGGGCGAUGCAGAAAUCACAAUCAGCCCUCUCCCAGCAGCUGACAAUUCUGUCAGCCACCCUGCUGUGCUUGGUUUUCACAAGCGUUUGCGGAAUUCAGCACUUCCAACGUGCCGGUCAUCGGCACCUGAAUCUCUUCCAGAGCACAUACUACGUGGUGGUGACGUUCUCAACCGUCGGGUACGGGGACUUCGUGCCGGACAUCUGGCCCUCGCAGCUCUACAUGGUAAUCAUGAUCUGCGUGGCGCUGAUCGUACUGCCGACGCAGUUCGAGCAGUUGGCAUUCACGUGGAUGGAACGGCAGAAACUGGGCGGCAGCUAUUCCUCCCAUCGGGCCCAGAGCGAGAAGCAUGUGGUGGUCUGUUCCACGACGUUGCAUGCCGACACCAUCAUGGACUUUCUGAACGAGUUCUACGCGCACCCACUGCUACAGGAUUACUACGUGGUGCUGCUGAGUCCGAUGGAACUGGACACGACGAUGCGAAUGAUACUGCAGGUGCCGAUCUGGGCCCAACGGGUUAUCUACAUUCAGGGAUCUUGUCUGAAGGAUGGCGAUCUGGCCCGGGCCCGGAUGGCAGAAGCCGAGGCAUGUUUCAUUCUGGCGGCACGAAACUACGCGGACAAAACCGCUGCCGACGAACACACGAUACUGCGAUCGUGGGCGGUCAAGGAUUUUGCUCCCAACGUGCCGCAGUAUGUGCAGAUAUUUCGACCCGAGAACAAGCUGCACGUGAAAUUUGCCGAACACGUUGUCUGUGAGGACGAAUUCAAAUAUGCGUUACUGGCGAACAACUGCACGUGUCCCGGGGCGAGUACGUUGGUGACGUUGCUCCUGCAUACGUCACGAGGCCAGGAAGGACAACAGUCAGCGGAAGAGUGGCACCGGCUGUACGGCAAGUGUUCCGGAAAUGAAAUCUACCACAUCGUACUCGGCGACAGUCGGUUCUUCGGCGAGUACGAAGGGAAGAGCUUUACGUACGCUAGUUUUCAUUCGCAUAGAAAAUACGGCGUUGCCUUAGUUGGUGUUCGGCCGGCCGAGUUGCCUGAGUUCUACGAGGACACGAUUCUGCUGAAUCCAGGACCGCGACAUAUCAUGAAAAAGGACGACACAUGCUAUUAUAUGAGCAUUACCAAAGAGGAAAACUCUGCCUUCGUGGUGAAUCAGAACCAGAACCAAAGUCCCGAUCAGCCACCCAAAGAGGUCUCAGCGCAUAACAACAACAACAACAACAACAGUACGACCGCUAGCAAUAAUCCGCAAAUGGCCCCCGUGCCUUCCGUCUGUGUACGAGUGCCUCACAGUCCGAGCCUGUGCUCGAUCCACUCAGACAGUCCCGGGUCACCGCGGAACACUAGCAAACCCCCCGCGAGUAUCGUGCUGGACAGUGAUGUCACAACACUGGCCGUGCCAACCUACAGCGAAAGUUCCGCGAACGCCGCUUCGAACGCCAUCACCGUGUCGGAUUCGAAACCGAACCUGAAGGACAUCACAACUCCGACGACGGCUACUACGCAGUCCACCCUGGGACCACCGGCCAUCACCACGGCCAAUCAUCUGGAAAUCCCGACCAACAACAAUCCCAAUCUGCUCAGUCCCGACAUUCUCAACCAGCGGCGAGGAAGCCGACGGCCAUCGAUUCUGCCGGUUCCGGACAUGUUUACGUCGUCCUCGUUCAGCAUAUCGGGCGAGGACGGAAUCGACGGGGAGGAUAACGAGAGCGACGACGAACUGGAUGACGACGUCCCGUGGCGGUCGCCCUCGGAGAAGAUUGCCGGCCUCGGAAGUGCCGAACUGUCCCUUCUGCAAACGCUCGCCAUGAGCUCAUCCGGCGAGUCGAAAUGUUGUAGCUCGACAUCCGAUAGCAAAGAUUCAACUCACACACUCCCUGCAUGGCGAACCGAUUGCUCCCGAAUCGUCAAAGGAUUCCCUCCCGUAUCGCCUUUCAUCGGAGUUAGUCCGACACUGUGCUUCCUGCUGAAAGAGAAGAAACCACUCUGCUGCCUACAACUUGCUCAAGUCUGCGAACACUGCAGUUAUCGUAAUGCGAAGGAAUAUCAGUGGCAGAACAAAACCAUCAUCCUGGCUGCCGAUUACGCCUCGAAUGGCAUUUACAACUUCAUCAUACCGCUGCGGGCACACUUCCGCUCGAAAACUUCCCUGAAUCCGAUUAUUCUACUGCUAGAACGGAGACCAGAUAUUGCCUUUCUCGAUGCGAUCUCCUAUUUUCCAUUGGUUUACUGGAUGUUGGGUUCGAUUGACUGUUUGGAUGAUCUGCUGCGAGCCGGUAUUACGUUGGCCGAGAACGUAGUCGUGGUGAACAAGGAACUGUCGAACUCGGCCGAGGAGGAUACGUUGGCCGACUGUAACACGAUCGUGGCCGUGCAAACCAUGUUCAAGUUCUUCCCAAGUAUCCGCAGUAUUACCGAACUGUCACAGAGUUCGAACAUGAGGUUCAUGCAGUUCCGUGCACACGAUAAAUACGCCCUUCACUUGAGCAAAAUGGAGAAGGUAACUUACGCCCUCGAUGCACUACUACUUCCGGUAGAGCCCGAACGUACCAAUUCCGUUGAUACUUUUAAUGAUCUCCAACAGCGAGAGAAGGAGCGUGGGUCGCACAUAUCGUACAUGUUCCGCCUGCCGUUCGCCGCCGGGAAUGUUUUUAGCGCAUCGAUGCUGGAUACCCUGCUGUAUCAGGCGUUCGUCAAGGACUACGUGAUCACCUUCGUGCGGCUGCUGCUGGGGAUCGAUCAAGCGCCCGGCAGUGGAUUCCUAACCUCGAUGAAAAUCAGCAAGGAUGACAUGUGGAUCCGCACGUACGGCCGACUGUACCAGAAGCUGUGCUCGACGACGUGCGAAAUACCGAUCGGAAUUUACCGCACACAGGAAACCAGCGGUUCGGAAGCGUCACAUGUGAGUAGUUCACCCAUCAACGAAAAAUGGCGUCCGUUCGGAUCGUUCGGCAUUAAGCAUUGUGUGCGGUUGCGACCAACGUACGAGGAAGAAGUGGUCACGACGACAGCCACCGCCAGCAGCACCUCCGCUUCCGGCGUCCCGAUCAAGGGCGUCGCGGAAGCCAAUCUCCGUGGGGUCACCUAUCGGCCGCCACCGUCGACGAUACGCAAGUCGUCGUCCUGUCUCGGAGGGUGUACCGGCCGCCGGGGAUCGAGCAUUUUGCAAGCCUUGCCAAGGUACUCGAUCAAUAUGGCCGACGAAGCGCGCGACAAUCACAUGCAGCAGAUCGAACGGGCGGAGAUAGCGAACCUGGUCCGAAGUCGCAUGGAGUCCCUGAACCUACCGAGCAUUGACUAUGAUGACGUCAGUGAAAAGCGGAACAAUCUGUCCUACGUGAUUAUCAAUCCGUCAUGCGACUUGAAGCUGGAGGAGGGCGAUAUUAUAUACCUCGUGCGCCCGUCACCAUUCUCCGCCCAGAAAACGUUCGAACGGCACAAUUCCCGUCGCAAAUCAAACAUAUCAUUCUGCUCCAAUAUCAAUCUGGCAGCGGCGGCGGCCGGUUCCCGGCGUGGAUCGGGCAUCGGACUGAACACCAUUGGUGGCCCUCAGCCGAUGUCAGGUUACGUAACGCCACGGGCUCCCCCGUUGGUCACAACAAAAUCGAAUUCUUUGUCUCUUCCAGAUAGUCCUAAUGCAAUGGGACAGAUGCGGGGCAGGAGCAAUUCCUUGCGGAUCGACAGUGACAUACUGCUGAGGAGAUCGAACUCACUGCGACAGGGACUGCCGAACAUUGGCAACACGGGCCGACGGAAAUCAUCGCUGGAGGAGAUCGGAAUCAGUCACUUCGCGACACUGAUGCAGGCGACGAAUCACAGCAACCCGAUCAAGAUUGCGCUCAACGGAAGCAUUGGAUUGGAGGUGACACCGCCGGAAGAACCGCUGCCCGUUAUUGGCGUUCCGGUACCGUUCGGUAGCGGAGGUGGCAUAAAUCCUUCGACUCUGGGAGCUUCCAGCGGUAUGGGAGGUUCGACGCUUGGGCUCAGUACCAUACACGAUUCCGGCAGCGGCAACGGAAAUUCGAAUGGAAGCGGCGGUGUCGGUUCGAGUGGUGCUAGCGGCGGUCUAGUCGGUGGGUCUACCUCGAACCUAUCCAGCAUGCAGGGCGAAUCCGGUCAGCAGCCGCAGCACCUCCACGGAACGAUAGUAUGAUAUAACUUAAUGUGGGGCCGCAGGCUCCGCUCGGCGGUACGUAAUAAUAAGUGGAUAUAGAAGGAGCCUCACGCCCGUAGCGGCCACCGGAGAUACUAGAAGUAUCUGCCAGUAAACGCUGUAUCCACUAGAACCAAUACGGGAAGCACACUCUCUCAGUAGUAUCUAUUUAUUCUCUGCCGGCACAAUUUAGACGCUUGAACUGAUUAGCUGAUUAGGAGAUUGAUCUAACUCCCAAAGAAAAAAACAGCAAACAGCACACCAGCACUAGACCGUAAUGGAACGACGAUGGGAAAUCGGCGCAAGGCGAUUUGAAGUGGUGACAUUCAAUGAAUGUAAUUAUUAUCAACAGUAGCGAACCAAGUAGCACACGUAGAGUUACGAACGAAAUAUCGUUGGGAUCAAACUGACAACAACAAAAAAAAAAUGCUGGAAGACAUUAGGACAUGAAAUGUUCAUCUGAUUAUGUAUAAAGAAGAAAACAAAACAAUUUAGGAGACCCUAUACAUAGAACAAUAUUUUUGUUACUAUUUAUCUAAAAAACUAGACUAGUUAUCAAACCAGAACUGUUUUGGUUUGGAUUAUUUUGUAGCUAUAUCUAGCCGUUAAUAGCAAACCGCCGUUAUGGGGAAAAUUGGCAUCAAUACAACCUGGGGGGGAGGAACGGAGACGGGAACGGACAUUUGUACAUAUUGCCACUGGAGCAAACGAAACAUGUCGUAAUAAUUAACAAUAAUAUCCUGCGGGAGAAAACGAGGACCGCGUAAGCGCAUCCAACAUCCAAAUAUUGUGUGACUAUUUUCAGAGAAAAUAAACCCGUCAGUGAUUAUUGUUGUUGAUUUUGUACCGAACACACACACACACACCGUAUCGUUGGGAGUUCCGGGGAAGUUCAAUCAAUUCAAGAUGCACGGUUGGUGGGGCUUAUCGUGGCACACAAACUGUUUUUUUUUGUUAUGAUUGUUGCAGGUCCAUCCGUGGAAUUUGUUUGAUUGUUUGUAAAAAAUAACCAGGGAGCAAAUUUCUUUUUUUUUUUCAAAGCUACUCACUAACAGGUUUAAUUGAGGAUAAUAAUUUUUUCGAUUUAAAAAAGCUUUUUUAACCAACCCCACCAAACCGUUCGUUAAAAUGUAAAUAUUCUGCAUUGGUAAACAAAACAAAGUGCACGUCUGAAAAGGAACGAUCUUUUGAAGUGUGCACAAUUUCUCAUAACCGUACCCAUAAGUGAAUCAAGUAACAGGGGAAAAAAAACCUAUCAAGUGGUCCAAGUAGCUUUUGUUUCCGUUGACGAAUAAAAUUUAAUACACCAGAAAUCAGAGUAGACAUAAUAAAUUUUCAAAGUAAACAUGAUGGCGAAUGAUUACCAUGACAACCGCACACAAUUAAUAAUUUCAAUGAAAACUCACAUAACGUACGUGAUAUCGAGUAGUUCAAUUGAUUCUAAAACGUAGUGACAAAAAAAAACAUAGAAGAGAAAGCCAAUCGCCAAUUGUUAUCCUUGCAUGUUGAGUAUAUUUUCCCAUUCCUUCCUUGGAUGGCCUUCCGAUCCCAAGUGAAUCAGCUUUGACUGAGAGGAAUACCCAAGCUAUAGGCGUUUGUUGAUUAUCUAUUAAAGCUAUUUAUUUUCUCAACCUAGAUACAAAACGACUUGUUCCUGCCUUGGUUUUUAUCCUAUGGCCGAAAGUCCAAAAAAUUGUAAAUACUGUACAGUUUAAAAAUAAGCACACACAUCUGUUAGGAAAAAAACAAUCGAAUUUUGUUAAAAUAAAAAGAGAGAAAAAAAAACUAGUAGAAAACUAAUACGUUUUUUUCGUUCCAUUAUUCAUCUCAGUCAGUCGUUUUCAUCUUUGAAGUGAAAAACAAAACAAACGCUUUGGUAUACUGUGAACGCUUUACUAUGAAAUUAAUCACUAAAUUGUGAAACGAAAAAAAAUGGAAGCAUUUAUCACACACACACACUGUUGAGGCAGAAAUGCACCAAAAAAUAGAUUUAAAAAAAAUGAAACUAACAAACACAAAAAAUGCUUGACCUAGAAGAGCAAGUGGUUUUCCAACUAAAGUAUUCUAUCGUAGUGUGUUUAGCAAACUAGUAGAUUAUAAUGCUAAAUGAUUCUCGUAAACUUGAAGGAAACAAAGAAACUAUAAAAGGCCUUAGAAAUGACAAAAAAGAAAAUUCAUGAAUCGAACAACCCGAAGCUUCGUGUCCGAAAACAUGGAUCGACAAGCAGGAAAAACAAAAGGAAAGUAAAAAUGUUUCGCGAUCGUGAUUUUGUAAAAUACAGUGAAACAAUGCUAGAACUUUUUUUAUAAUAUGUCACAGCGCUCAUCAGAAAGUUAAUCAAUUUCAAUAUUUAGACCAGUAGUAACGAUCACCCUGUCGUCUCUCACACCGCCGAACGAUUACAACAUUCAUGAACUCACCUACACAAACAUUCACAUUCACCCACAACCCCGUUUCGCGGGCCAAAUACCGGGACCGGGUUCUCAGUUUAGUUCUAGGCGUGCGUGACAGGCAGGCUAAAUCAAGUAAACCAAAAGGUAGAGUAGUGCACCAGUGAAUGACAAUUUAUAAAUCAAUCUCAAUAGAUGAAAGAAAAACCCUAAGUCAACUAAUUUUAUAAAGUUUCGUAACAAUGGAGUCAAAAAAUUAAACGAAUUCUUAUGAUUAAACAAAA